UGUUAUUGUUUUCCAGAUAACUUACUCUUGACAGCAGAUCACAAAACUGUUAAACUUGCGGAUUUUGGUUUGGCAAGAGAAGAGUCAUUAACAGAGAUGAUGACUGCUGAAACCGGAACUUAUCGUUGGAUGGCUCCCGAGCUUUACAGCACGGUUACUUUGAGGCAUGGAGAGAAGAAGCAUUAUAAUCACAAGGUGGAUGCCUAUAGCUUUGCAAUUGUUUUGUGGGAGCUCAUUCAUAAUAAGUUACCCUUUGAAGGCAUGUCAAAUCUACAGGCAGCCUAUGCUGCUGCUUUCAAAGUAAGUAUUCUCUUCCUCGUCCUUCACUUUUGUUUUUCAAACAAACGUGACCUAAGAUAUAGAGAGAGAUCUGAGGUUCACGAUCUAGUUUGUCGGAAAUUGUUGUCACAAUCUGGUCAUUGGGAUUUGCAAUUUUGUUAUCGGAGGUCAUUCAACGGUGAGAUUUGGUUCUCAGAGAUUGUUUGGGCACUCGCAAUGGUGGGUAGAGGUUACUGGCAGUGCAGGCUAAUCAGCAAAAAGUAA
Camellia sinensis is the source of this 543-nucleotide messenger RNA. NCBI's taxonomy places the organism in Eukaryota, Viridiplantae, Streptophyta, Magnoliopsida, Ericales, Theaceae. The record is from RefSeq and is a predicted model, not a curated record.